GAGUUGGCAACCCUGAGCAGCGGUCCUUCCUUCACAACAAGUCACCAUGGCUGACGCACAGGCCCAGGAACUACGGAAGAAGAGAACCUUCAGGAAGUUCACCUACCGAGGGGUGGACCUGGACCAACUGCUGGACAUGAACAAUGAACAGCUGGUUGAGUUGUUCCCUUGCCGUCAGCGUCGCCGUUUCCAGCGGGGAUUAAAGCGUAAACAUAUGGCUCUCCUAAAGAGGCUGAGAAAGGCUAAGAAGGAAUGCCCAGCCCUUGAAAAGCCUGCCGUUGUCAAGACACAUUUGCGUGACAUGAUCAUUGUACCUGAAAUGGUAGGAUCUAUGGUCGGUGUGUAUAAUGGCAAGACCUUCAAUCAAGUUGAAAUUAAGCCAGAGAUGAUCAGUCAUUACCUAGCUGAGUUCUCCAUCACCUACAAGCCAGUUAAGCAUGGUAGGCCGGGUAUUGGUGCCACCCACAGCUCCAGGUUUAUCCCUCUUAAGUAGAUCUAAAUAAAGGAAUAAGAGAGA
Homarus americanus (American lobster) is the source of this 517-nucleotide messenger RNA. It is a transcript of the gene RpS15, whose product is annotated as 40S ribosomal protein S15-like. Gene Ontology annotation, biological process: translation; ribosomal small subunit assembly. The coding region runs from base 47 to 493 and encodes 148 amino acids. The transcript has 4 exons. NCBI's taxonomy places the organism in Eukaryota, Metazoa, Arthropoda, Malacostraca, Decapoda, Nephropidae. Gene Ontology annotation, cellular component: ribosome; cytosolic small ribosomal subunit. The record is from RefSeq and is a predicted model, not a curated record. Gene Ontology annotation, molecular function: RNA binding; structural constituent of ribosome.